CUGUCCUCUGUCGUCUGGCCAGAUCUUGGGAAGCAGUAAUUGCGUGUCGUCCCCGUGCCCGCCGCCGCAUCGAGCACCCUGCACUGCACUGCUCUCGCUCUCGGCCAACCAGUGCUUCCCAAUCCCGGCCCACGGAGUCCGCCCGCGAGCUUGUCCCUCCCACUCCAUGACCACUGCCGCCGCGACCACGAACCGCGUCUCCAAUGCGCUGACCUCUCGACAAUCGAAGAUGAGCACAUCUGGCAAGACUGUCGACGCACAGCGCAAGCCCGGAAGCCCUUUGGACGCCGGACAGAGGAAACCUCCGCAAAAGGCAUGGACUCAGGGCACCAAUCCCAUCACUCAACGAUCGUCGAACCCCUCGCCCUCCAACGGUGUCGUAAACAACCCGAAGCCCACCCAAACCCCGACGGCGCCUUCAGGCGAGUCCGCAUCUCCAAUGAAGCACCUUAGCGAUCGGAUGAUGUACCUGCUGGUCAACUUGACUGGCUUGCCCGGCACCAUCACCCUCAAGAAUGGCGAGAGAUACUCUGGCGUGCUGUCAGGCACUUCCCUCGAACCCAACGAGAUGCGAUAUGUCUUCAAGAUGGUCAAGAAGCUGUUGCCAGCAGGCAAUCCUCAGACCAAUGGCUCUGGGGAGUCGUCUGACGACUACGUUGGUGCGGGCGACUACCACGUCAUGUCGUUCGAUAUGAGCGAUGUCGCCGAUUUCAAUGUCAACAAUGUUGUUCUCGACAAGACACAGUCCAAGGGUCAGAAUGGAGCUGCUGGUUUCCGUACCGACACUGACAUCUCCGGCCACAUGGCGAUGCGCGAGCGAAACCUCCAAAAGUGGGAGCCUGCUGAGGUCGAUUCCAACCUCAGCCUUGAGUCGGCAGGCCGGUCGGAUGACUGGGACCAGUUUGCAACCAACGAACGGAUGUUCGGUGUCAAGAGCAACUACGACGAGACUUUCUAUACCACGACUAUCGAUCGCAGCAACCCACAGUAUGCCGAGAAGGCUGCCCGUGCCGAGCGCAUUGCCCGUGAAAUCGAGGCUAGCACUGCAUUCAACUCGCAUGUGCGCGAGGAACGAGGUGGCACGGCUGCUACCGAUGACGUGGGCGGUGAUGAAGAGGACAAAUACAGUGGCGUUCGUCGCGAUAUGCCCGCCUUGUCUAGUAGCCAGGGCAACAAAUACACGCCUCCUGCACGACGAGCGCCCACGGGUCAGUCGACCGUUCAUGGUGCACCCGUAGACCCAGCCAUCAUCUCGGCGUCUCUUGCGCGACCCGAUUCCGCAGCCUCGAAAUCAACACAACGCGCCGUCAGCCCCGCAGCAGACAAAGUUGCUACCCCCGAACCUGCCAAGGUAGCUCUGCCGAAACCAGAGGCUCCUACUUCGACUCCUUCUCAGCCAGAACCUCCCAGGGAAGCCGCCCCGAAAGCGGAGACGAACUCAGUUGCUACGUCCAAGCCUGCUGCGGAACAGUCGCAAAGACCGAGCAGCUCAAUCAAAGCUACAGUCGCUGCUAUCCCUCCCCGCAGGUCUGACCGGCCACGUGAUGCGACCACCAACGUCGAACAUGAUCUUCUUGACUCCUUCAAGCAGUUCUCUGCCGCAGAGAAGUUGCGCAUGACAGAACGCCAAAGGACUAUUGCGCGUGAGAACAAAGCAGUCAAGUUGAAUGACCUGAAGAAAUUCGCACUGAACUUCAAACUCAGCACUCCGGUUCCCUCGGACCUGGUUCCGAUCUUGGCUAAAGAUGAGACCAAACAGCAGGCAAUUGUUGAAAAGGCUCUUCGACAGGUGCAGGAGACCAAAACUUCGCCACCAAAGGCCACCAGGACUAUCUCAGAUUCAAAGAUAACUGCGCGAGCUACUCCUUCCAAGCCCGAUACCACCCAAGGAUCUCCGAGUGUGCCCGCUGACCGUCAACAAAACCAACGAACCCGUCCUGGGCAGUCACAAUACACGUCUGGUAACAUGAGGGACCGUCCGCAUCAAAACGCGAACCAGGUGCAUCCUCGCAACAACGGGCCUCUUAGUACUCGUCUGCAAAUGAAUCAGCAACAGCACAAGCAGCAAGGUGCUCAGCCAUACAAUGGUGUGCCUCAGCCGAUACCGGCACAGGAUAUGCGUGUUCCCCCAACAGGACCUUCACAGCCGUCCAGCGGCGUACAGACACCCACCUCCUCCAGCCUAUCCAGCAGGUUCAACGUUCGUGCACAUGAGUUCAAGCCAAACCCAGCAGCCCACACCUUCCAACCUGGGGGAAACCCUAGCACCAAUUCCAGUCCUAGACCCUCCACGGCAUCAAGGCACGAAUCCCGCAGACCAACCACUGUCACCAGCUUCUUCGGUGGCCAACGUCCGACAUUGAAGUCGGAAGCAGGUGACUCUUCCAAAGACUCUCCGGACGCCUUGCAACGACUGAAGAAGGACGUGUCGGAGCAUGACAAGACCAACAACAGCGGCAUUCCACACGCUUACCGCACUCCUCCCACGUGGGACUUCCCAUCCACAAAUACAGAGAAAGGCCACGUGCAUAUUUAUGAACAAGCCCCUCCAACGCAGCAUUCGGGCCAUCACAAUGCGAUGAACAAUGGUCAAAUGCCGCACCAACAUCAGCUUCCCCCUCACCUUCAGGGACCCCAGGGUCUGCCACAAGGUCAGGGUCCGCACCACACAUCUCGCGGACCACCAGUCCAAGCGCAUCACAAUCAAGCGCCCCACCACUUUGAAGCGCCACAUAUGCAGUUCUCUCACUCUUCGUCGUCAAUGCACCCUUCGCCCCGGCCUAUGCCGCCUUAUCCCUACGGCGUGCAGCCACAGCCCAUGCCUGGGUUCCCUCAACAAGUCCAAAUGCCACAGUACGGUAUGAGUCCCAACGUUCAGCAUGUCGCCCUUCACGGUAGGCCCGGUGGGCAGUUUGUCGGACAUCCUGGCGCAGCCAUGGGCGGGCAAAUGAUGACAAACCAACCCUCCAAUGGCCCUUUUAUGGGAAUGCCAACAAACCCGCAAAUGCAGAUGUACUCUCCAGCCCCCGGUCCUGCCUAUCCUCAAUACCCUGGUCAUAUGCCUGGAGGUCCCGGUGCGAAUGGGUUUCCUAGUAGUCCGAGACCCACUGCACAGAUGAUGAGCCACCAAGGUUCGCAGCAAGGGCACCAGCAACCGCCUAUGAUGUAUAUGCAGGCAGGUGCUCAAGGACCUCAAAUGUUUCAGGUGCCACCAGGAUCCAUGACUCCAAUGAGAGGGCCAUACCCCCAACCGCACCAGCCUCAUUACGGGUCGUCACCGCACCAGCAUCACCAGUUCCCACACCAAACUCACCGUGGUACUCCGAGCGGAAGCUAUGCCCAGCCCAUGAUGCAACAACACUCGCUGCCGCCCCAAGGCCCGCCUACCGGACCUGCUAACCAUGGUCCGGAGAGCAACGAAGAGCCUAAAUGAACGUCGUUUUGAAGGGCUUCGCUUCGUAGCUACGACAGGAAGUAUGUGGGGAGAUCAUUGGCUUCGCCAAACACUCUCCAUGCUUGUCUUAUUUUGCAUCUAGCGUGUGAGAGCUUCCGCUUCAAUUUCCCUUUUCACGAGCGGGCGGGUAUGAGCGACUGGCGUUGGUUGGGCAUGGGCGGCGUACAAAAAUGAUACCGGAUGUCUGAGGACUACAGGACAGCGCAGGGGAAAGAGGAAAGAGACGUGUUGCACUUUGUCUAUCAACACUUCUCGUCGUUCACAUUUACGGAUUGUGGAUGGGUCCUGAGAGUCGUCUGGGGAGGGGUUCCGAACGGAAUAGCAGUGCGGUGAAGUGAGGAUGUAGGUGGUCGCCUUAGCUAGCUGGAUGGUUGGAGUCGGAGAUUCUAUCCUUCUCCACCGCUUGUCAAACAAAUACAGCCAGUUCGAUCACAUAC
Dothidotthia symphoricarpi CBS 119687 is the source of this 3891-nucleotide messenger RNA. RefSeq lists its product as uncharacterized. Lineage: Eukaryota; Fungi; Ascomycota; Dothideomycetes; Pleosporales; Dothidotthiaceae. The transcript is spliced from 5 exons. Gene Ontology annotation, biological process: cytoplasmic stress granule assembly. Gene Ontology annotation, molecular function: RNA binding. Gene Ontology annotation, cellular component: cytoplasmic stress granule. The coding region runs from base 167 to 3433 and encodes 1088 amino acids. The record is from RefSeq and is a predicted model, not a curated record.